UAUCGAAGAUCGUCGGUUUACAACAGCAGGAGACGCUGUCUCUUUAACAAUUUAGUGGACUACAACAGUCGACUUUUGUAGCGGGGGCUGAGUGAGAGCUCUUCCGGUGGACAGAUUCAAAGACGCAAGUGGAGAAGGACAAAUGUUCAAAUCUUUGACACUGUUGAGCAGAGUGAGAGCUGCUGCCGCCUGUGUGCGGCACCACUCUUCUCUCACAGCUGAACUGAUGGAAAACAUGGAUAAGAAAGCAACCUGGGACCGUUUCUACGCUGAGAACAACAGUCGGACACCCACCUUCAAAAACUUUGAGUGGUUCUUUGGCUUUGAGGCUGUGCGGGACUUCAUUAUGCCCCUCUUGCAGCACAAGAGUGAUCCGGAUGCUCUGCUCCGUGUCCUGGAUGUGGGCUGUGGCACCUCAGCACUUGGGCCUUGUAUUUACAGACACUCUCCUGUGCCGGUGCAGGUCACCUGUGCUGACAUAUCGCCCGUAGCUGUACGACUCAUGAAGGAGCACGUUGAAGCGAAAGCAAUUCAACCUCAUAGUGUUUCUUCUCAGCUUGAGUUUGUGGAGCUGGACUGCACACAUCUUCUCAAGCACCUUGGUUCUGGCAGCGUGGACCUGAUCAUCGACAAGGGCACCAUAGACGCCUUGUUGAGGUCUAAGGAGGGGAAGGGGAAGGCCGGCCUGGUGCUGAGGCAGUGUUUGAAGGUGCUGCGGGGCUCGGGGUCUCUGCUCCAGUUCUCUGAUGAGGACCCUGAUGCCAGGCUGCUGUGGCUGGAGAUGGAGGCCCAGGAGCUGGGGACGAUGGCAGCAGAUGUUGGCAUGCAGGAGGUUGGAGAAUUAAGGGGAAUGUAUUAUUACUGCUACCAAGUGACUCCUCGCUGUAUUACACAGCAGUAACCUUCUACCUCUGGAUGUUCAUAAACCCAAAUGAAUAAAUUAUUCAAAAUCAUUGUUAAAAGAGAA
Molecule: messenger RNA, 967 nt
Organism: Hippoglossus stenolepis (Pacific halibut)
Lineage: Eukaryota; Metazoa; Chordata; Actinopteri; Pleuronectiformes; Pleuronectidae
Gene: cskmt
Product: citrate synthase lysine methyltransferase
Exons: 2
Coding region: 143-901 (252 amino acids)
Source: RefSeq, a predicted model, not a curated record